AUGGAGGCACUUGCCCAAUGUUACCAGGCUUCCGACACUUGGCAGAAGCGUCGCCAAAUACUUUCCAUCCUGGCGGAUAAGGUGCGCUUUACCAAACUCCUUCGUUAUAUUCCUUGUCUGACCAACUAUCGAUUUACGGACGCCAAACGCCAUUGCCUUACCUAUGGAAGAGGUGGACCAGUAAAGUCCUUACGAGCAUUCAGGAGAGACAUCGCUUCUUCGCAAAUAAAGCGUUUCAUCGCCUUCAUAACAAGCUCGCACAUUGUACAAGAUUUGCCAUUCGGAGAAAGAUCCGUAACGCUUAGCAACAAAGAAAAUUUAAAGAUACCAAACGUGAUGAUUCCUAAAAGAGUGGUCAAACAAUAUUUGGCCGACUGUGACAGGAUGAGUUUCAAGCCUUUGAGCCGAAGUACGCUUCUACGUAUCCUUGCUGUU
This is a messenger RNA of Pocillopora meandrina, 435 nucleotides long. The record is from the annotation of a GenBank genome assembly. NCBI's taxonomy places the organism in Eukaryota, Metazoa, Cnidaria, Anthozoa, Scleractinia, Pocilloporidae.